Manduca sexta (tobacco hornworm) is the source of this 3493-nucleotide messenger RNA. Its product is annotated as piggyBac transposable element-derived protein 4-like. The transcript is spliced from 4 exons. Bases 1056 to 2018 code for a protein of 320 amino acids. NCBI's taxonomy places the organism in Eukaryota, Metazoa, Arthropoda, Insecta, Lepidoptera, Sphingidae. The record is from RefSeq and is a predicted model, not a curated record.
ACAAUGAUUUGUCACUCUCAUAAUGAAAGAGAAAAGUGAGAGUUUUUAUUGCUUCCUUGUUUUAACAACUUAUGGUGUAAUAAUAUGCGUGCGUCUGCGUGCUUAUUCCAUUAAAUUAAGAAUCAAUUUGGUGUAAUUUGUUACUUCAAAAAGUGUAAAAAUGCUAAAUACUAAAUAUCAGAGCGGCAACGUAAUCGGAUUUUCAUCGUUUUAACACAUUCAUCCUCGGAAUGUUAAAGUGUAAAUAUAAUAGGGCUGUCAGCUAUGUCGAUCUGAAAUCCGGGAGAAAUAAGAACUAAUAAAAAUCUAAUAUUUAUUAUAAAGGGAAGGAAAACAUUUUUUUUAGGUAGAUAUGGAUUAUUCACAUGUAUGAAAUUUUAUUAAAGCUAUUUUGAGGUUAAUGUUUUUUCAUCUUAAAGUUGUAUUCUUUAACACCGCGAGCAGCUUAGAAUGUCUUUUUAUUAUAACCGGCAAAAUCGUAAAAUCUUUACAUGACGUGUGGUCAAAUUUAACGUGAGAUUCAUUAAGGCGAUUAUGACUUUUGACUGUAGUUUAUUAACUAUGCUGAAAACACGUCCGGCAGUAGCAUUUAACCCUUAAAUUCAUAAUGUAGGAUGCAGACUACAAAACAUUCUGAUGGCUGAAUAACAUGCGCCUUUACCUUGAAAAAAAAAAUAUAUAUCACCGGUCGAUCAGGAACAGACUUUUUUUUUUAAUUCUUAUGUUGGCAGUACUGGAAGUUUAUUUCAAAUUUAAAUUUGGCUGCUAAAACUUUUUGGCGGGCUGCGAUUUGAAGAAGUUGUGAUUUAACUGAUUUUGUGAACAGAUUUUUUGGAUUUUUCAAGGUAAGAUGUGCUGAUUUAUUAGUAUUUUGCUUUUAUAAAUAACAAAUAUUGAGUAGAGUUAGUAAAACUUACAAUUGUAGUAGGCAUGACCACAAAUCUUGGAAAUACUUUUAUGUAGGCCAUAUCCUACACUAUGCAUUCAGUACCAAAGUAGAUGUUUUAUGAUAUUGUAUGAGAUAUUUAUAACAAAGGUACAAAAUUAUACUUCAGAUGGCUAAUCGAAGAUGGACUGGUUCUGAUGAUGAAAUAAGCGCUUAUUUAGUUGACUUAGAUGGUAAUGAAUCAGAAGAUGGGGCUGAAGAAGAAGAAAUUGAGGAAAAUGAUGAAGAGGUGCAGUUUUAUAGGGACCGAGAUGAAAUUCGUCGAGUUUUGGAAUCUGAACCAGAAGAGGCUGAUGAUAUUCCUUUCGAAGGCGAAUCUCUUAGUCCUACGUACGUAGACCCCAGUGAAGAGGAUCCUCCAAUAAUCCAAGAUCCAGAAAUGGAACAGGAACCUGCUGUUCGUAACGGGCAAACUCCACGUCAAGCGAUGAGAAGAUUAUUAUGGAAAAAGCAGGGUAUGAAAACAUCUGAAGAUGACAUAGUUUUUUUGGGUAAUUUACAAUAUGGUGAGCUGGAGUCUUUAGAUACAAUGUAUGGUCUCUUUUCAUUUUUCCUUUCUGAUGACCUCUUAGAGAAAAUUGUUCGAGAAACUAAUUUAUAUGCUAUCCAGAAAGACCCUAAUUCCACUUUUUCAACCAGUAUCACAGAGGUCCGAAAUUACAUAGGUAUAUUAUUAUAUUUUAUGUCUGUAAUAAAAUACCCGAAUGUUAGAAUGUAUUGGUCUCCUAAGUAUGGGUUUGCUCAUAUAUAUAAUUGCAUGACCAUAAAUCGUUUUGAGAAACUCAAAAGCUUAUUACAUUUCAACAACAAUGAAUCACAGCUUCCAUCUGAUCAUCCUCGUCAUGAUAAAUUGCAUAAAAUUAGACCAGUUAUAGACCAUUUCAACAAUCGCUUUGCGCUUUUUCCAAUGGAACAACGAUUGUCGAUCGAUGAACAAAUGUGCGCGACUAAAAUAUCACAUUAUUUGAAACAGUAUCUUCCCAAUAAGCCCCACAAGUGGGGCUUCAAGUUGUUUUUGUUGUGCAGCAUUUCUGCUGGUUUACUCUUCAAAUCAAUUUUAAUUUCAAUCUAAGACCAAUCCGAUUCCAAUCUCAAUAUCGCUGUCACAAUAUUCGGUACUCUUGAAAGCAAUGUUGUCAACAUUGGAUUGAAAUUGAGAUUGUCCCACGAUUGUGUUUUUGAUGAGUGAAGUUAGUUACACACUAGUGUUGUUAUACAAAUUACAAUAAACCGGUAAAACGUCUUAUGAAAAAUCUUACAAAUAACAAGUCAAAUAAAUUAAAUAUGAUAUGGAUUAUUUUAUGAUUGAUGAACUUCCACGUUUCAAUUCAUUUUACCUGUGAAUAUUAUUAAAUUUAUGAUAUUACCCAUGACUCUGGCUGUAUGCGAUAGGAUCGUGGCCACUACGCUAUUUAGAAAAAGUGAUCCUAAAGGGUCUCCAAUUUCAAAAUACGAACUACGAAUUAUUGUUAGCGUUUAGAACAUUCUACAGUUUGAUUUUACAAAUAUUAACUAUUUAAGUUUCAAGUGGUAAGUAAACUAUUAUUAUGUGCUCUUUAUACUUACAAAAUUUAAUAUCAAAGUAUUUUUUAUUUGAAAUUUUUAUAUUAGUCGGUGCAUUUAAAAUAUAGUGUUAAAGUGAAUGAUUUUUUUUCUUCAGUGACAAUGAAUCGUCCAAGUUACGCUCAGCUCGAAGGUUUAGUGGAGUUCCUGGAGCAAAAUCUAGGUAUUGCUAAAGGGUUGUUACGGACUGCUCAAGCCAAAAUCGAGACCAAAAGGAAAUGGGCAACUGUAGCAACAUCUUUAAAUGCUCUUGGAGGAGCUGUUAAAGAUGGUCAAGGAUGGGCUAAGUACUGGGCAGAGAAGAAAUGUGAACUAAAGAAACACUGUGCACAGUAUGCUGCUUCAGUUAGGCGCACUGGUGGUGGGUCGGCAGAUAACUUGCCCACAUUGUCUGCCAUAGAAAGAGAUUGAUGGCAGUAAUGGGUGGCCAAGAAUUUGCUAUUGGCGACAAACAUUUAACAGUUAAUCCAUUCCCAGAAUUGGCAACCCCAGAAAUAGCUACAGAACAAAAUGAAGAAAUACAGAUAUUUGAAAAUAUCCAAUUAUCCCCCAUACCUACUACAUCAGAGGGUGAUGCAAUGCAAGCAACAUCCAUAAUUCCACCGAUAACACCUGCGCUAGUUCAGCCCACCACACAGCCACCACGUCGGCGUCGCUCUUCAAUUCGGAGGCCUGUGGAUGAGAUGGAACGCUUCGCCAAUAUUGAAGAGCGACGCGUUGAAGCAGAAAUGCUAACUGCGCGAAGUCUAGCUGAAUUAUCACAGCAAAUGGGCAAUAUUGCCAAUGCUUUAUUAGCUAUCUCCAAAUGCCAUUUUAGAAAUGGCUAGAAGAUAAAAGGUGUCAGAGCCUUGACAAUAUUGCCCAUUUAUUUGUGAAUGAAAGUAGUUUAUAUUUUGUAGUUUUAAUAUAUUUUUUUGUAUGGAUUAUAUUUUUUGUUAUGCGGUUAAUCUAAUGUAAUAAAUAAAAAUAAGUAUAUUUUAAGUU